Orbicella faveolata is the source of this 2781-nucleotide messenger RNA. RefSeq names its product transient receptor potential cation channel subfamily V member 4-like. Gene Ontology annotation, biological process: calcium ion import across plasma membrane. Gene Ontology annotation, molecular function: calcium channel activity. Gene Ontology annotation, cellular component: plasma membrane. The record is from RefSeq and is a predicted model, not a curated record. Lineage: Eukaryota; Metazoa; Cnidaria; Anthozoa; Scleractinia; Merulinidae.
GAAAAUGCGUCUGCAAGUUGGUUUUAGCUGGUUUUAUCCGAUUACUGUGAUAUCUUCCUUAUUGGACCUUAUUGGGUUAUCAAACGCCUUGUUACCGGAAGUUGAUCUGGCUUCCGGUUACCGUCAUUCUAACCAAUCAGAAAGAGAAAGCUCGAUCAAGCGUGCACCGUGUGAUACUGGGUGGAGAAUGCGUGAUGGUCGAUUGAAUUCCGUCGCUUUGCUAUAAAAUUCAGCUGAAUCCAGCAUGAGGAAAACAGAUAAACAGUAUACAACCGUCCAGAUGGAAGAAAAAAAAUCCAAAGAAGAGCGAGAGCAUGAUUUGGAAGAACCUUUUAAUGAGGAAUUCUGGUUAAAGGUACAAGAAAAGUUUAGUUCCAGUGACAUAUCAUGGAACAGAGCCAUGGAUGAAGUGCGGACUGACAGACUGAUGGCAAAAUAUGGGCAAGACAGCCUUCUUGUGAUAAUACGUGAUUGGCCAGCCAGUGAGAAGUACAAAGAUAAGCCAGAGAUGGUGGCUAGUUUAGAGUAUCUGAUAAGUCGUUUCACAGAAAUCAUCUUAGAAAAGGACACCGAUGAAGAGUACAAAUACUUCCGUGUUGAAGAAAACCCCUCUCGCCCAACACUGCUUCACCUGGCAGCUGAGCAAAAUUUCCUCCAUGUGACAAAAUUGCUAGUGGAAAAGUAUCCCACACUUGUAUACCUGGAGACAGAAGUAGUUGGUGAUUAUGAACGGGGGUAUUUGCCAGUUGAAAAGGCUCUGAUGUGCUAUAAGGAUGAAACAGCAGCAUAUCUCAUAUCACAGAUGAAACAUGACUGGUGGGUACAAGCCACAGAGGCUACUUUGUAUUUCAGAGUUAAAGUUUGGAAGAAGGUGCAAGAAUGUUUAAAUUAUACACCUUUUUGGAUCAUAAGUAUUUUUCCAGUUAAUUUUAUUUUUGAAAUACUCUGGGGGAUUUGCUUUUUUGGAGUUAGGAGGAGGACAACAACAUUAUUACAUACAUUGCAAUCAACCACAUUUUCUGUCCCCAAGAAAACAGUGGUUGCAGUGUUAGACCGUCUGGUUAACCCUCACUGGCCUUACCUGCCAGAGAAGACGAAAGAACUGGGAGAAAACAGUGAUCGCAUUGAGCGCGCUUGGAGCAGUGUACCAGAUGAUCCAAUGAACUACGAUUUCUUCUAUCAUGUGCUGGAUGCCGAUGAUCAAGGGAGAGAGCCAAAGAUCGAUGAAAGAACCUUGAAUGAACUGUUCAAUCCAAAGUCCAUGUCGUGUCUUCGGUGUAUCGCUGAGAGUGAUGAUAAGGAGGCCAUUCAGCACCCUGUAGUACGUAUGUUGGUUACCAGAAAGUGGAAAAAAUUUGGUCAUUGGUGGUUUUGUGUCCAAGCGUCAUUUUAUGUUUUGUUCCUAACGCUGUUAUCAUACGCACUCAUCUAUGGCUCGACUGUUGAAGACCCAACCCAGUACAAUGGUAAAGCGGAUGGUCUGCGGUUGUUCUGUGAAAUUGUCACCAUUAUCUUUCUCAUGUUUUACUUUUUUGAGGAAGUCAAUGAAGCGGAGCGGGAACAGAGAACGUAUUUCAAAGACCCCUACAACUACUUUGAUUGGCUGGGACUUAUCUUGACAUUUCUCGUUAUUCCUCUACGGUUUUCUGGGGUUAAAUAUCAAUGGAGUGUUGCCGGGCUCGGCUACUUGUUCAAUUUCUUACGGCUCUUCAAGUUUUCCUGCGUCACCAGAACCACAGGUCUGUACACCAAGACUCUGGCCAAGAUCAUCUACCGGGACGUGACUCGCUUUAGUGUGGUGUUUCUUGUCGUCUUUAUUGGAUUCUGUGGCGCCAUGUUUAUGGCGCUGAAGGCUACUGGCUCACAAGACUUAUUCACUUUCUUUCCUUUGUUUCCUGUUAGCUGGCUGGCUAUCCUGAUUCUCUUAGCCUACAUGGCAAUGGUUAUAGUUAUUCUUCUUAAUGUUCUGAUCGCUCAGCUGAGCUACACGUACAGUGAAGCCAAGAGUAACGCAAAGCUACAGUACGCUAUUGAUCGAAUGCGGAUUGUCACGCGCCUGGAACACAGCAGAUUCGCUAGAUUCAAUUUAAGAGUCAAAUACUACAAAGUGGGCGAUAGAGUCAGCGAAACAGAACUGGCCAAAGAGAUGCUGGAGUACAGUGAAGAGAGGAAUCCGUGGGAAUCAAUGGAGGACAAACUGACACUCAUCAGGGACUUGAUGAGGAAAGUGAUGCGAAAAGUGUCCGAAAAAUCGGAUUGAAACUUUUCAGAACACGGGCCUUUUAUUGCCAGAAAAAAAGAUAAUCAAAUUUUUUGCAUGGAUUGAACAUCUUUAUCACCUGGAAAAUAGUGUUUUGUUGUAAAUAAUUUAUUUCUCAGUCUGGAUAUUUAGGUCUGGAUUAAAUUUUGUAACAGUUCAGUUUUAAUUUUAAACAGCCAUUUUUUGGAAAAAGUCCAAAUUGUCGGCCAAUAGUUGUUCUCAUUUUCUGCGCGGUCAGACCCACAUUUCUUAUGUCAAAAUCCCAUGCCUUAAGGGAUGAGAUAUAAUAACUUGCUGAGACAAAGCAUCCCGUUUUCUGUGUCGUACAAACAGCAAAAAUCUCCCGUUUGCUAAUGUCUUUUCUAGUUGAAAACAAGUAGUGAAAACAAGUAGUGGACAGGUAACCAAAACAAUAGCUCUUCGAGGAUUGGGGUUGAGCAUAGAACGUAUUGCUUAAUCUCACUACAUAAAGAUACCCAGAAGUUUGAUAGAAGAAAGUCUUCUAAAAGGACAAGCAAUGA